Messenger RNA from Calidris pugnax (ruff), 1503 nucleotides. It is a transcript of the gene MRPS18A, whose product is annotated as mitochondrial ribosomal protein S18A. NCBI's taxonomy places the organism in Eukaryota, Metazoa, Chordata, Aves, Charadriiformes, Scolopacidae. Gene Ontology annotation, molecular function: small ribosomal subunit rRNA binding; structural constituent of ribosome. Gene Ontology annotation, cellular component: mitochondrial small ribosomal subunit; ribosome. Bases 18 to 590 code for a protein of 190 amino acids. The transcript is spliced from 6 exons. The record is from RefSeq and is a predicted model, not a curated record. Gene Ontology annotation, biological process: mitochondrial translation.
GCGACGGCGACGGCAAGAUGGCGGCGCCCAGUCUGCUGCGCGGGGGUUUGAGGCGGUUGUUCACCGGGCUUUUCGGAAACGGUUGGGCCUCGCCGCCGACCCGAGCCCUCCGGGAGGUCGUGGAGGUGACUGAAGGCAAGACGACCACAAUUGAAGGGAGAAUUAUAGAGGAUGCUGAAACACCAACUCCUCCAAACCCCUCUGGCCAGUGUCCCAUCUGUCGCUGGAACCUGAAGCAUAAGUACAAUUAUGUGGACGUCUUGCUGCUGAGUCAGUUUAUCCGUUCUGAUGGAGGGAUGCUGCCACGAAGGAUCACAGGCCUCUGUUUGGAGGAGCACAAGAAGGUUGCUGUCUGUGUGCAGAUGGCUCACCGUGCAGGUUUGUUGCCAAACCACAGGCCUCCACUUCCUGAAGGGCAUAUUCCCAAGAAACCCAAGCUCAACAGGUAUCUGACCCGCUGGUCCGUCAAAUCUGCAAAGCCCAUCUGGAAGAGGGGCCCUAAGUGGUGCAAAGUACCCAUGCCAGUCGGACACCCUUUGCUGAAGGAUAAUGUCAAAUAUACACACAAGCCUCUCUAUUUAAACCAUUAGUGGCCAGAACUGGCAUACUAAGUAAGCACAACUGUUUUCCACUGUUCUGCUUUUUUUUUUUGCAAGUUUGUCAAUGUCUCCAAUUUCAUUAUUCCAAAACUGUCAUUAGUACUCUAUAUUGUCUCCAGUGAAUGAUCUGCGAUCUGCUCCUCUAGGAGAACACAAGGUUCAGCAAACCAAACUUCAGUGCGCAGAAUUAUUUGGAGAAAGCAGGGGGCAAAGACUUCUACCUCAAAGCCAGAAAGGAUCUGAAGGCCUCUGUUUCAUUAUGGUCCACAACUGGGUUUGGAAAAGGAUUUUUCCUUCUUUUUCCAGUAAUGAAUGGUGAUUCCCCAUUAAUGUGUGUUUCAACUCAGAUUUGCCUCAUUUGGGUUUUUGUACCUGUGACACUGAUGGAAGAAAAAUAUCUCCUGCAGUAACAGAAAUUGUUAGUGACUACUGAAAUUAUUUUUUUUAUAAUCUGUACUACCUAUAAUUUGCAGCAGAACACAUGUGGCAGUGGCAGACUGGCAUGUGUGCAUAUUACAUGUCCCCUUAAGGAUUUCUGGCUUGUGCUUCACUCCCGGAUCUAGCAAAUACAGAAUGUUGACAUCCUUGGUGACUUGGCCUGUUCUUUCCCCUUGCAAAUACAGUUGCUACAAGCCUUCCAUGUCACUGCUAUGGCUGCUUCCUGGGAGAGUUUGGGACUGAGAGAUGUGCAUCAUUUUCCAUCCUCUAACUAAAAGGUGACACCAUUUCUCUCCCUGUACAGUGCACGUAUGCACCUUCCACCUACUGACCACUGCUGCUUGAGAAGCGCUGCUUAUGGGCCUGGUAUGAAAGGCUCGUUACAUUUAUCAGGGUUAUUAUCGCUUUGGUUCCACUUCUGUGACAUUUUUCUGGGGGCUACAAAUGAACACAGCUUUUGUAUGUA